AUGGAACGUUAUCAAUUGUAACAGCGAUUCCGACCAAUGCAUUAUCACUUAUUGUUUUAUGAUAAUUUUCCUCGUUGCACAGUACUGUGCGUGCAAGAUGGCGGAACGGAGCCAGCAAGAUUUUAACAGGAGCGCGUUGACAGUGCGAUGUGGGCGGGCUAGGUACACGGGACAACGAGCGGAAAAGAUCCCGGCGGGUUUGGUGGGUGUCGUAGGCGACGAUUGCACGAGUUUAGAUCUAUCCUACAACGAGCUGACCUCGAUCACCGCUGUCAAACAGUACCAGAGGCUGCAGGAGCUCGUGCUCGACAAUAACAAACUGCGAGACUUGAAAACGUUGCCUCAUAUACCGAGCUUGACUACUCUUAGUCUGAACAACAACAAGAUAAGCGACAUAGACGGCGCGUUAAAAAGGAUAGCGGAGUGUUGUCCAAAAGUGGUUUACGUGAGCCUGCUAGGUAAUCCAGGAUGUCCUGAUCAAUUGACGAAUCCGACGUCGACCGACGAGGAGGACUACGACCGUUACAGGCUGUACGCGAUCUACACGUUACCUUCGACGUUACGGUUCUUGGACUCGCGUCCCGUCACGGAACAAGAGCGGAAGGACGCGGAAAGGCGAGGCAAAUUCUCGAGGACCGUGAAACUGGUCCCGGAAUUUUCAUCGAAGGUCGCGCCGAACCCUGCAGAGGAGUUCGAUGACAUAUUCUUUAACAUUAACUACACGCCUCUGCCUAGGUCCCUUCGAGAUCCACUUGAUCACAAAGGAGCGUUUGGGAAAUGUAAGUACCGAUACUCUGGGAAGAACUCGGAGGGGAACCGAUUUAUCUCGAAUAACGAUCUGUGAAUCGGACGUGAAUGUAUGACAGCGAUCAGGCCCGUAGAGAUGCACAAGUCUUUCACCGUCGAUCGACCGAGAAAUCUUAUCUACGUGCCUGAUCACUCGUUUCUUUGAUAGAUUAAUUCUUUUUUUUUAUACACCUACGUCGAAUAAAGGUAUUCAGUCAAAACGA
Messenger RNA from Ceratina calcarata, 1010 nucleotides. Its product is annotated as leucine-rich melanocyte differentiation-associated protein. The record is from RefSeq and is a predicted model, not a curated record. NCBI's taxonomy places the organism in Eukaryota, Metazoa, Arthropoda, Insecta, Hymenoptera, Apidae. Gene Ontology annotation, molecular function: protein binding. Gene Ontology annotation, biological process: melanocyte differentiation. Bases 59 to 844 code for a protein of 261 amino acids. The transcript has 4 exons.